This is a messenger RNA of Symbiodinium sp. CCMP2592, 858 nucleotides long. Lineage: Eukaryota; Dinophyceae; Suessiales; Symbiodiniaceae. The record is from the annotation of a GenBank genome assembly.
AUGGCGAUCAAGACGACAUGCAAGCGAGCAAGACGUCCAGCGCGGACGCGAGGACUCGCUUGGGCCUGGCCCGUGGCUUCCGCCCUUCUGCUACUUCGGCAUUCGCCAGAGCCCUCUGCCAUCGCAGGCUUCCUCCUCCAGCCUGGCAGCUCCCGGCGAGCGCUGCUCUCUGCAGCGGCUCUCCUGAGUCAACCCCUCGCCAAGGACGCAGCCUCCGCUGCACCCGCAGAGGUGUGUGAUGACAGCUGCCUCUCCAAAAUAUUUGGAAACUUCGCGAAUCCGAAUUCCCAGGAGGAGCGCGACAUCUUCUUCUCCUUUAGCGAGGAGAGCAUCACGUACGCUUAUGGCACGAUCACCCCGAAGUCGGUGCGCUCCGUGCUCAAGCGCUUGGAAUUCCAGCCGUCAGACGUCUUUACGGACCUGGGCUCGGGUAUCGGCAACGUGGCCCUGCAGGUCUAUGCGAACACCCCGAUGCAACGCGUUCGUGGCAUCGAGUUCGUGAAGGAAAGGCACAAUGAUGCCGUGAGGCAUGCAGAGGAAUUCCAGCGCACGCACCAGGUUAGCAAGGACAAAGAGAUCCUGCUGGUGAACGGCGACGUUUGCAAGGAGGACUGGUCGGACUCGACCAUCGUCUUUUCUUCCUCCACGUGCUUCGACGACCGGGCGAUGGAGUGCCUUCGACGUCUUUGCGAAGAGAACUCCAAGCUGAAGUAUCUGGUAACGUCACGCGAGCUUCCGCCGACGUCACUGAGGUCACUUGGGGUACUCGAGAGCCUUGAAACCUCCUGGUCAACAAAGAGUGACGUGACCUACUGGGUGUACACCAACGUACCCGACGUGAAGCUGCGAAAUGCCUGA